Saccostrea echinata is the source of this 1674-nucleotide messenger RNA. RefSeq lists its product as uncharacterized. The transcript has 10 exons. The record is from RefSeq and is a predicted model, not a curated record. Bases 1 to 1674 code for a protein of 557 amino acids. NCBI's taxonomy places the organism in Eukaryota, Metazoa, Mollusca, Bivalvia, Ostreida, Ostreidae.
AUGAAUAUACUGAGUGGAGUAUACACCUGUACAUUUCCGCUCUCCACUGGAAGCUGGACAGACAGCAAAUAUGGAACAAUACAGUUUUCCGGGAGUAUUAUGUUUAUGUCACAGAAGGGGUACGGUACGGGGGCCACGAGCUCCAACUGGACAUGUGCCGCUGUUAGUGGAUCGAAAUAUCUGGCAAGAACGACGACCACAGUAUCUCUAACGUAUGGAUCCAUAGGAACUCUUCAUCUGUACCUGUAUCUAUGUAUGGAUAUCACUAUGGUUACGCAACAUUCUUAUUAUUACUAUCAGCAAACAGAGGACAGCGUCGAUCUGGGGCGAAUGAAAGGAAGUGUGUCUGAUUCUUAUACGAUUUCUGACGUGUGCACAACAACUGCUCCGGUAGAACUAUUCCAAGUUCUAGUUAAACAAGGGUCCGAAGAGAACGCUAUGACGACAUGCCCCACACCAUUACUUGGCUCAUUUACAUACACUUAUUACGACAGUUCUACAUCUUGUGGGACGACCUCGGAGUGGGACGGAUGUACAGACACUUCGCGUAUUAAACUCAACUACACGCUUUGUAGCAAGGUCGUAGCUUACUCAGCUGGAGGUGAGCUUGGCUGUGUAGUAAACAUUCAGUCCGGUAGUACUUACUAUGUAGGGUUGUAUAACUUUGAUUCAACGGUAGAUGGUGCAGCAACAAGAAGAUAUACUUGUCUGGCCAUGUCUUCUGGAACUUACGUCAAUAUCUCUCAGUCACCUGACCACUGCCAAACGUCACAGUCUGCUCACGUGUUACCAACAUCGGGAGCUUUACUGAGUUUGUUGCAAACAGUUUCCUGUGCUCCAACUUCUUUAGCUGAGGCUAACAAUACCUUAGCGAUUGUUUUGUCUGUCCUGGCCGUUUUGUUUGUUAUCUAUGUGGUCAUCGUCGUAUCCCUGUAUUGCUAUAGACGAAUCUACUGGAAGAGAAGGAUGGACAGGAAACCUAUUUUAAUUCCAAAGGAACUGCCGACUGGUGGACAUGAACUUUUGGCAGAGUCCGAGACAACAACUGAUGUUAACGCUGCCAUCAGGCGGGAAGGAACACACGUCUCCGUUCUAGAUGGUGGAGGGCAACCUCAGACACGACUGAUGGAAGACAGAAUGAAACAAAUGGUACCUAUACCUAAUGCCAAUGUCCGUCCUCUAUCAAGAUUUUAUCUCAGUAAGAAGGUUCCGAGAAUCGAUAAACUUCAAAGCUACCGACACAAAGAGAUGCACAAAGUUUCUCAAGUCUUCAGUCGCAACAGUAGUCAGCAAACUAUUUAUCGUCCGACGGUAGCUAGCAGACAAUCCUCAAUGUCACGAGCCAAGACGUUACAUCGAGGUUCCACACAAACAUUGACAAAUGGUAGUCUUUAUUCGGGGACGCUUCCCUCAUUGAGGAGCUCCUCUAGUGUGAGACUUUCCAUUUACAGUUUAUCCAGCAAACAAGAUGCCAAGUCAUCGGUGUCGUCUGGUUUUGGAAGUGAUGAUGGUAGAACUAUAUCUCCGGAUCCAGAAAUUCAGAACCAGAACAGAAAUAAGACAUUGUCUAGAGCCAGCAAAUCAACGUACAAUAAGGUGCGUCCUGUAUCACAUGAUCAAAAUACUGAACCCCAAGUACCUAGUUUGUACAAUUUUGUGAUGGCUGAAGGAUAG